Molecule: messenger RNA, 625 nt
Organism: Thlaspi arvense
Lineage: Eukaryota; Viridiplantae; Streptophyta; Magnoliopsida; Brassicales; Brassicaceae
Source: the annotation of a GenBank genome assembly
GGGAUCAACUCAAUAUCACAUUUCUUGUAUCCAAUAUUCCGCCGCUCUCAUUGUUUAAGUCAUGCGUCCUAUUGUCUCUAUGACCAUUUCUCGUGAUGGCUAUUCACUGGGUGUUGCUCGUUUCCGGAGGCUUCCUCCUCCAGUUCCUCUUAGUGUAGAGACUUUGACUAAAAUGCUCGGAAAGAUACCUCCCGAAGCACAUAGAAGUCUGCUUGGUGAGAAUCUAUAUCCUUUGGUGGAAAAACAUCAGCCAUUGAUGGUAGCAAAAAUCACAGGAAUGCUUCUUGAGUUGGACCAAACCGAAUGCCUUCGCUUAAUUGAAUCACCCGAAGCGCUCAAACUCGCGGUCGAAGAGGCAGUUAAAGUUUUAGAGGACUGGAUUCCCAAACAAAGCGCUGAGGAGCUCCGAGCCUCCUUUAUCACAGCUAAGGCUAAGAUGUGAUGUGUAACUUUGGAUUAUAUUUCUAUGCUCUAUGUUGAGUUUAUAAGUCUUCAUUUCUGUUUCAAAUAAUAAUAAUAAUAAUAAAAACUCUGAUUUCUAUCAUUAUUAUAUAUGAUGUAAGAUCAAUGUUUGAAGGGAAAAUUAUCUGAAUGAAAAAUAGUUUUAUUAUAUCCAAAUAAAUAA